ACCCACACCCUCUUCAAGACUAUGUUGAUAGUUUUGUUGAUACUGGUAAAAUUCAACUUCUUGGUGGAAGAGUAAAACUUAAUGAUUAAGUUAUUCGUCAAAUUUGGUCUUUUUUAAAAACAAAAUAUCGCCGUCUUUAUUCAUCGAGCGGUUAGUUUAUAAACAAAAGAUUGUUUGAUUUGAACCAAAAAGAAGACAUUCUUGUUUUCUUGUUCUUGUACGAGAAGAAGAAGAACGUUUUCGUAUAUUUGUAAAACAUCUUAAGUAUGUAGUGAAAUCAAAUUUGAAAAAAUCGCACACAUAUCAAUUAGGAUUAAAUCAAUUUUUUGAUUGGACAUUAGCAGAAUUUGAUGCAUUAAAAAAACAGGUUUAAAAGUUCCAGCUAGCUUACGACGAGAUGUAAUGAAUGAUGGACCAGAUCAAGAUGCAUUACAAAGUAAUUUAGCAAAACUUUAUGAACGUCAUGAUGAUUCAAGAAGAUUAAAACGAAAUUUAAAAAAACAUCGAUAUAAAGAUAGACGAUUGUCUGAUGAUGAGUUUGAUGAACUUUUAAGUCAAGAUCAAAAUAACAAUGAUACUAGUCCAUUACCUAAAGCAUUUGAUUGGAGAACAAAAAAUGUUGCAAGCUCAGUUAAAAAUCAACACAGAUGUCUAUCUUGUUAUGCAUUUGCUACAGUUGCGGUUCUGGAAUCAGUUUAUGCUAUAAAAACAAAUUCUAAAAAUGUUAUUGAAUUCAGACCACAACAAAUAGUUGAUUGUGCAAAAGAUGAAAAUGAAGGUUGUAUAGGUGGUGGUCUUUUUCAAUCAUCUAUGAAGUAUCUCAUUGAAAAAGGUGAUAAAAUAGCUACGGAUGCUUCUUAUUCUUAUGUGAGAAAAGAUCAAUCAUGUAGAACAGAGGGUAUUAAUGAAAUUGAUCUUGGUUAUGAAUAUGAUGAAGGACUUAAACCACCUUAUUGGAUAAUAAAAAACUCGUAUGAACCAAGUUGGGGUGAAAAUGGUUAUUUACGUUUAAUUGAAGAUGAUAACAAUAUAUGUGGUAUUGCUACAAUCGAAUCUUAUGCUAAAUUAACAUAA
Rotaria sp. Silwood1 is the source of this 1074-nucleotide messenger RNA. The record is from the annotation of a GenBank genome assembly. Lineage: Eukaryota; Metazoa; Rotifera; Eurotatoria; Philodinida; Philodinidae.